Messenger RNA from Drosophila hydei, 5128 nucleotides. RefSeq names its product furin-like protease 1 (gene Fur1). Bases 155 to 4750 code for a protein of 1531 amino acids. Gene Ontology annotation, biological process: peptide hormone processing. NCBI's taxonomy places the organism in Eukaryota, Metazoa, Arthropoda, Insecta, Diptera, Drosophilidae. Gene Ontology annotation, molecular function: serine-type endopeptidase activity. The record is from RefSeq and is a predicted model, not a curated record. Gene Ontology annotation, cellular component: Golgi membrane; trans-Golgi network. The transcript is spliced from 10 exons.
AAUGCGACAGUAACGAGAUUACAGCAGCUACUCAACGCUAAGUGGAAAAGUAAAGCUGUGGAAGCAACAGUCACAACAGUUACACACAGACAGCCACGCACUAGCACAGACAGAUAGAAAGCCACGCUUAAAGAGCGCACAAAUCGAACGCACAAUGAAAAACGACGUCGUGCGAUGGAGCGGGCAGCCAAAUAGCGUCAGCAAAAACAGCAGCAGCAGGGACAGCAGCAGUGGUGGCAACAACAAGAAUAACAAUAAACACAGUCAAGAAAUAGGCAACUUAAACAAUGCACAGUCAAUGCAACAUGUUGCAAGUAAAAGAACUUGUGAGCCAAAAGCAACUAUGGCUAAUGUUGCUGCAACAAUUUCACCUUGGCAAUGGCAACAGCAGCCACGGCAACAACAGCAACAAACAAUCAAUGAAUGUGAUAUAACAAAUUUAAAUUUCAAUUGCAAUUUAUUCAACACUAGUUUUUUAACAACAACAAGAAACAAGAAUAAAACGAAUUGCGUUCGCAGAAGACAUUCGAGUGAGCUAAAAGCGACGCGAGCGCCGACGUCGACUUCAUUGCGUCUGCUUUUGCAACUUAGUAUCUUAGUGUUUUUAUGUAAUCUUAAUGUCGGUUUCGCGGCCAAAAUGGAGCCUGGCCGCGCCCAGUCGCCACUGCUGCCGCCCUAUGUGCUGGACUAUGAAACGGCUGCAGUUGGCAGCGGGGCAGGCAGCGGCGCAGGCAGUGCCAGAAGCGUGCGUGCAGUUGGCGGAAACGGGGGUCACUAUACGCACACCUGGGCGGUGCAUAUACCGAACGGUGAUAACGGCAUUGCCGACGCUGUUGCCAAGGAACACGGUUUCGUCAAUUUGGGCAAGAUCUUUGAGGAUCAUUAUCAUUUCGCGCAUCACAAGGUGUCGAAGCGUUCGCUGACGCCCGCCGCACAUCAUCAGACCCGCCUCGACUUGGACGAGCGCGUCCAUUGGGCCAAACAGCAGCGGGCCAAGUCGCGUUCAAAGCGCGAUUUUAUACGAAUGCGACCGUCGCGUACCUCAUCCCGGGCCAUGUCGCUGGUGGAUGCAGUCUCCUUCGAUGAUCCGAAGUGGCCACAGAUGUGGUAUCUGAAUCGCGGCAGUGGCCUGGACAUGAAUGUGAUACCCGCUUGGAGGGAGGGCAUAACUGGCAAAGGCGUCGUGGUGACCAUAUUAGACGAUGGACUCGAGUCCGAUCAUCCGGACAUUGAGCAAAACUACGACCCCAAGGCCUCGUACGAUGUGAAUAGCCACGAUGAUGAUCCCAUGCCGCACUACGACAUGACCGACUCGAAUCGCCAUGGUACUCGCUGUGCCGGCGAGGUGGCUGCCACAGCAAACAACUCCUUCUGUGCGGUGGGCAUUGCCUAUGGGGCAAGUGUGGGCGGUGUGCGGAUGCUGGAUGGUGAUGUGACUGAUGCUGUGGAGGCGCGCUCGCUCUCCCUCAAUCCUCAGCACAUAGACAUCUAUAGCGCCUCGUGGGGGCCCGACGACGAUGGCAAGACUGUGGACGGACCCGGCGAGCUGGCCUCACGCGCCUUCAUUGAGGGCACAACGAAGGGGCGUGGCGGCAAGGGCAGCAUCUUUAUUUGGGCAUCUGGCAAUGGAGGCAGGGAGAUGGACAAUUGCAAUUGCGAUGGCUAUACGAACUCCAUAUGGACGCUGUCCAUAUCGAGCGCCACCGAGGAGGGCAACGUGCCAUGGUAUUCGGAGAAAUGCAGCUCCACGCUGGCCACCACCUACAGCAGCGGCGGGCAGAGCGAGAAGCAGGUGGUCACCACAGAUUUGCAUCAUUCAUGCACCGCAUCGCAUACGGGCACCUCGGCCUCGGCACCGCUCGCCGCGGGCAUUGCAGCCCUCGUGCUGCAGUCGAAUCAGAAUCUGACCUGGCGCGACCUGCAGCACAUUGUGGUGCGCACCGCAAAGCCAGCGAAUCUCAAGGAUUCCAGUUGGACGAUCAACGGUGUUGGCCGACGUGUGAGCCACUCCUUUGGCUAUGGUCUCAUGGAUGCGUCCGAUAUGGUACGCGUCGCACGCAGCUGGAAAACGGUGCCCGAGCAACAGCGCUGCGAGAUCAAUGCUCCACACGUGGACAAAGCCAUUCCGCCCCGCAAGCACAUCACACUGCAACUGUCCGUCAACCACUGCCUCUCGGUCAACUACCUGGAGCAUGUCCAGGCCAAGAUCACCUUAACCUCGCAGCGACGAGGCGACAUUCAGCUAUACCUGAAGUCCCCAGCAAAUACGAGGGUUACGCUGCUGACAUCGCGCAUUCACGAUAAUUCGCGUUCUGGGUUCAACCAAUGGCCCUUCAUGUCGGUGCACACGUGGGGCGAGUCGCCGCAUGGCAACUGGCAGCUGGAGAUACAUAACGAGGGACGCUAUAUGGGCCACGCCCUGUUGCGCGAGUGGUCGCUGAUCUUCUAUGGAACCACGCUGACCAUCGAUCCGAGGGAUCCGAUUUCGGUACCGCGUGUCGGCAGCGGCGACGAACAGGCAACCACGCCCAAUUCGAGUGGCGGACAGGGCAGCACCAGCAGCAACCUGCACCAGGUCUAUUCGCCGCAAUAUCCUCUCAUAUCGCCAAACAAUUUCGCCCUGACGCCGGCAGGUGGCGCCAAGCUGCCGUUGGGCAAAAUACCAUCCAAUAAAUCCAAUUUAGUGACCAACAAUCCGUUGCUGUUGCUGCCGCCGGUGCCGCCACCCAAGCAAGGCUAUCAGCAAAUCUCUGCCACAUAUGGCGUCCUGCUGGGCAAAACCAACAGCAACAACAACAACAACAAUAAGGGCAACAACAAAGGCAACAACAAGGCCGGUAAGAAUAAUAAGGCAGGCAAUGGCAAGGCCAACAACAAAAAGGAACAAAAUAUACAGAGCAGCAAUAGCAACAGCAACAGCAGCAGCACUGGAACUGGUAGCAACAAGAACAAAUAUUAUCGCAUAUCACAGCAGCACAGCGGAGGCGGCGGAGGCGGAGGUGGAGGCAAGUCAAAGGGCCAGGCAAAUGGUCUGCAAACGCAACGCCCCAAAGCUAGCUCCAGCGAAAAGCUUUACGAUGAAAAAACGCGCAAAGUCAUAGGCGAAAUUAUCAACAGCAACUCGAACAACAACAGCAACAAUAACAGCAGCAAUCGCGGCAACGGCUCGACUGGACCACGCCUACCUGGCAAGGCAGCCAAACAGGUGAAGGACAACAGCCAGGACUCGCGCAUACCAAAACUAUUCGAGCACUAUGAAAAGAUUCAGGCUAUAUUUCCCGAGCUGGAGCCUUACGUAACCAGCAACCAGCCCAAAGCCAGGCCUGGCACGCAACAACAACAGCAGCAGCAGACGCCGCGCAAACAGGGCAAACAAUUUGAAGUGGACCUGUUCCGGCCCACAAUGGGCAAUGCUGGCAGCAGCAGCAGCAGCAGCAGCAGCAAACCGGGCAAUACAAAGAAGUCGCCAUCCGCACCGCCGCCUCCAUCACAGCCGAUGCUGCCAGCGGGCGGCAGCAGUUUUUUGCCCGAUCAGCGCAUACUCAAAAAACAGCAACUGCUGAUGGCCGCCGCCGGUGUGCUAGCGCCCCAGACUGACAACGAUGAUAAUGUGAAUGCCAAUGUUGAUUCGGAGGCGGACGAUGACGAUGACUCAGAGGAGGCCACCUUGCAGCUAGCGCCGAGCAGCUAUCGCAAGAGCAGCUCAGCAAAUGCGCAAAUCACACAAUGGGACUUGAUAUUCUAUGGCACCGAGGUGCCCGCCCAGCCGGACGACCAGCCCCACCAGAGCCAGCAGAGCCAAUUCCAUUUGUAUGGCAACGAUAUGGCGCACAAUGACAUCGAGCACGAUGCCAGCGGACAAUGGCGCAAUAUGCAACAGGUGGGCGAAGUGGGCAUGUCACAGGAUCGCAGCAAUGCAGCUGCAUGCCUCAAGUGGAGCGACCAGAAAUGUUUAGACUGCCAGGAGCCCAGUUACUUCUAUCAGGACCUCUGUUAUGACGAGUGCCCUCAGCACACCUACCCCCAGACUAAUGCAGAUGAGCUAGAUAUGGACGUAAUGCUGAACGAACUGGAUGCCACAUCUGCUACUGCUGCACCAGAUCCCGAUAACGAAUCGCACAGCACUGGCCAUAGUUUCAGCGAUCUGGACGAUCCGAUGCAGGCGGCAGAACGUCGACGUCGUGACAGCGAGUCCAGCAGCAGCACCGUGCUGUUGACGGCGCGUCACAGUCGCAUCUGUUCCAUCUGCGACAAGAGCUGCCUGCGCUGCUACGGCCCCAGCGUCUCUCAGUGCAGCACCUGCAAUCCGGGCAGCCAGCUGCGCAAACUGCCUCAGACCAAUGAAACCUAUUGCUACGCCUACGUUGUGCGCAGCACCGUGGUGGAUAUCUCCAAUCCGACUAGCGGGCAACUGGCAACCGAUGGCAAGGUGCAGUACAUGAGCUGGACCACUGCGUUGCUUGUGAUCGCUGUUAUUAUAUCAUUGGUGGGCGUGGGUGUGGCUGGGGGAGUGCUCUACCAACGGGGAGAGGCCAAGUCGGAGAUCUACACGCGCGUCGCUCUGAUCGCCGACGAUAGCGACGAGGACGAGGAGGAGGAGGAGGAGGAGCUCUUCAGUGCACGCCGUCAUCAUCAAAGUGUUGUGCUCGAAUAUCAUGAUGAACUGCAGCCGAAGCAGCUGCCCAGUGAGUCGCUUGAAGAUGGAAAAAAUGAGAAUGAGGAAGAGCGCGCCCAGCUAGUGCCCAAGUAGCCCAAGUCCUGUUAUCUUAAUUCAUUAGUCCUAAGUGCAUUUACAUCUAGUUACAACUCACAUACAGUUCGAUGCAGUCGAAUGUAGCCGACUGCACAAUGCUCGUUCACAGUCCAAUAAAAACUAGCCUGUUGAAAUUAGCAAUCUGGCAUCAUGUUCUUGCUUCGGAAUUUUCAGAAGGAUUCUUUCUACGGUUUCAAGGCAUGCAGCCCGAGGCAAAGAUACUCUUCUCACUGUGUGAACGAGUGUGACAAAUCUAGAGCAGCAUUUUAACAUUCAACUCCUGCGAUUUAUUUAUUAUACGCACUUAAAUUAUUUAGUUUUCUUGAAAUUGAUUUUCGAAAAUGUAUUAUUCUAGUUUUAAGCUUAACACAAAAU